AUGACCGCUGAUUUAAUAACAAUCCCUGUUCCGGAGCAUUUACAAGGUAUCCCUCCUCAAACAACGUCACAAACACAACCGUCACAACAACAAUUAUAUCAGCAACAACAACAACAACAACAACAACAACAACAACAACAACAACAACAACAACAACAACAACAACAGCAACGAUAUUCUUGGUCGCAAAAUCCUCAAAUGAAUCAAUCACCAGUACAUACCCCUUAUAAUACUAUCCCAUCUGGAACAACUCUCGGUCAAAACUCGUUUUUUCCUAAUCAAUCAUAUUCAAAUAUUCAUACUCCUGGUUCUGAAACAGCUAAUGCUGUCGCCAUUAAUAGUAAUAAUAAUCCCCUCUCUUCCACUAAUUUUAAUACUAUGCAUCUACAAGAGAUGCAGGGACAAAUUCUCAAUAGAAACUCAAGUUUUGCAAACACUCAACCGGUACCGGUACCAGUGCCAGUACCAACACUUCCUCCGCAGCAACCGCAACCGCCACCCCAACAGCUACUUAAUUAUGAACAAAAUCAAUUUUCAACUGCAACAAGAACAUCUUCUCGUGUAAGAUAUCCCACUUCAUUUCAACAACAAUCUGGUAACCCUACUACUAUUAAUAACAAUGAGAUAAAUAUUAAUGAUAAUAACAAUAUCCCUAUUCCUAUUCCUAUUCCUAUUAAUAAUCCCCCACAACCACCGCCUAGUAUAAAUUAUCAAGAGUCAAAUAGACAAAAUCCUGCUCGACAAUUCCCUCAAAUAUCACAAGUACCACAAAUGCCACUACAAAUAAUAAAUAAACCAAUUAAUAUGCCAUAUGAAACAAGAAAAUAUCUUUCUAAUAUGGCAACAUUAAGAUUUUAUGAAAUUAUUAAUAAAAUAAAUACAUCCGCUGGUAAAAUUACAUCAUUAUCAUAUUGGGAAACAUUUGCUUAUGAAUCAUUUACAAAAAAUUCCAUUGUAAAAUAUAGUAAAAAAUCUUCAACUGAUUUUAGACAAUUUGAAUUCUUAUUACCAUUAAUCCCAUUAAUAUUGGUAAAUUUAGGUAAAUUAGGUGUCAUUAGAAUUGAAAUCAUUGUACAACAAUUAAAAUCUCAAUUAUUAAGUAAUGGAUCCAUUUUCUUUAGUUCUCCAAGAUCGACCAUUGCAUAUCAUUAUCCAGAUGGAUCAUAUAUUACACAUUUCGUUCAAAUUAAAGGUCUAUUUAAUCCAAAUUUGAAAAUUAAAUGGUUCGAUCUUUGUAUGCAUAGUUUUGUACCAGGUAUUGAAUGGAAUGCAUUCGAAAAGUUAAUUAGUAAUGAGGGUAAAGCCUAUGAAAUUUUCCAAAAAUUAUCUCAAUCAUCAUCGUCACAACCCUCAGUUCCCAUGGCAGCUUCUAAUACCAACAAUGAUCAUCAUAAUAAUGAUAUCACCAAAAAAAUGGAGAUAAAAAAGGAAGAAAAUACCUUAAAUGAAGAUACGAACGGCAAAGAAGAUAAGAAACCAAUAAAUCAACAUGAUAACGAAAACUAUAUUAAGAAGGAAGAAAAAAUUAACAUUGAAUCACAAUCACCGUCUCAAUUGGGCAAUAGCACUAACGAUAAAUACAAACAUGCUGAAGAAUCUGAUCUACCCCCAAAUUUCGAUGCAAUAACCCAACUAAGAUCAUAUUUUACUGUCUUCAGAAAUGUAUCCGUAUAUGGAACACAAGAAGGUUUAAUGAGAAUAAUGCAAGUUGGUACUGUAAUGUCAUCUUUGAAAGACUUGAAAAUCUUCCAAAAAAUAAAUGGAAUUAAAAGUCCAUUAGAGGCUUUAGAUUCAUACGUGAAUUUAUAUAAAUAUAAUAGUUCACAAAUGAAUAACAAUCAAAAUCAAAAUCAAAAUCAAAAUUAUAAUCAUAAUACUGAAAGAAAACCAAAUGGCCCUUCAAGACACACAAAUUAUUCACCUAUACCAGAAAAUUACCAUGCUCAAAAUUCUUCAAAUCAAAAUAACAAUAAUAAUAUUCAUUUCAAUUUUAUGAAUAGUAAUAAUAGUAAUAACAAUAACAACAACAAUAAUAAUAAUACUUUGAAUAGGAAACCUAUGGUUACUGGGAAAAGAAAUAAAGAUCAUCAAGGAAUUCCACCUGGAACUGGAAUAAAUUCAACUAAUGAUGAAAAAAGACAAAGACCACCUUUGAAAAGAAGACGUACAAGUGGGGUAUCACCGAAAUCUUCCACAUCAAAAGAAUUAAGAAAUCCUUCUUCUAAUAGUAAUAAUAGUGGAGAUGUUAUAACGGCCUCAUCAUUUAAUGAUUCAGGUUCUCCACCUUUUAUUAAUUCAAAAUCAUCACCAGCCAUUGGUCCCAAAGACAACAUAAAUAAUUAA
Messenger RNA from Naumovozyma dairenensis CBS 421, 2343 nucleotides. It is a transcript of the gene MFG1, whose product is annotated as Mfg1p. Lineage: Eukaryota; Fungi; Ascomycota; Saccharomycetes; Saccharomycetales; Saccharomycetaceae. The transcript has a single exon. The record is from RefSeq and is a predicted model, not a curated record. Gene Ontology annotation, biological process: regulation of mRNA splicing, via spliceosome. Gene Ontology annotation, molecular function: RNA binding. Bases 1 to 2343 code for a protein of 780 amino acids. Gene Ontology annotation, cellular component: spliceosomal complex.